CGUCCAUUGCAGUAAGCAGGGAUCAGACAGGAGCUGAGUGCAAGAUAAGGAACAAGGAUCAGCUGGUCCCACCUGACCUUCUAUCUUGAUCUGCCCUAUCUGCCCCUGGUCAGGUCCCAUCUUGAGCCAGCCUGAUCUGCAAUAUCUGCCACUGGUAGGAACCCAUCAUCUGCCCUAUCUUUCCCUGGUGAGGUCCCAUCCUGGACCAUGACUUGCAAUAUCUGCCCCUGGUGAGGUCCCAUCCUGAGCCAGUCUGAUCUGCCUUAUCUGCCCCUGGUGAGGUCCCAUCCUGGGCCAGCUUGAUCUGCCUUAUCUGCCCCUGGUGAGGUCCCAUUCUGAGCCAGCCUAAUCUGCCUUAUCUGCCCCUGGUGAGGUCCCAUCCUGGGCCAGCUUGAUCUGCCUUAUCUGCCCCUGGUGAGGUCCCAUCCUGAGCCUGCCAGAUCUGCCCCUGGUCAGGUCACCUGGCUGAACAGCUCUAGAACCCUGCUGAUGACAAGUAUACAUUGUAUUUCUACAUGUUCUAGUCCUGCUCUGCACAGCUUGAGUCACUGUCUGACUCCCAUCCCUCUUCCCUGGAUGGCAGUAUGCUCUCUCCUCCAGAGAUAAUGGAAUAUUGCAGCUCUCUGGGGAAGCUCAUUGAAUGUAUAGAGGAGAAGACAUCAUGACUGUACACAGAGGAGACAUCAUCCUCUGCUCUCAGAGAUUAUCCAUAUAGACUCAUUUACAGCCUGCUUGUCCUGACAUACACAUCAGGGUUGCCUGGCACAGCAAUCUACUCUAGCUUCCAUACAUGAUACAUUCUUAUUUAUUCAUCACUUAGUUUUGGACUUGGGUCAAAUGUGGUUUUGGGUUUCCUGACCCCAGCUCCUUCAAUUCCCACCAUCAAGUUCUGGACCAGUUUGGAUUUUGCUAUUGGCAAGGAGUGGAUUGUCCCCGGGGCUCCCAUCCAAUCAGUAUUUGUGGAGGAGUAGCUCAAGGAGUGGCUGCGGUCCAUUGGGAAUCAUAAAUCAAGCUCUUCUCUCACUCCGGUCCUGUUAUUUACAUCCACUGGAAACUAUUUUAUUUGGAUACAGGGCUUUUCAUAGCGUAAACUAAGGCUAUUUAUAUAUUUGUGCGGUUUGAAGGAUUUGCUUAAAGAGACGGCUGGAUAUAAGGAUUAACUUGAUUUUUGGUGCUGCUUGCCAAUUGGAGGUACCUUGUUGUUUUCAGGAUAUUUGGUGAUUUGAGGUGUAUCAAUGUCAUUGUUACGCUCUAUGUCUUGUCUAUUACAGAGCAUGGAGUAGUGUGCAGGUGGCCUAUUCACAUGUAAUAACUUCCCAGGUGUUUGUCUUGUGGUGGUGGGUUGACAUGCAGUGACAAUGUCGGGGUGCAGAAUGUCCAACAUGAAUGGCUUCCUAGACGAACCCCGAAUAGAGACGGGGGAUAUGGCCAGGACCUUGCGGACCCUGGAGAUGGGCACGGUACUGACUCUCUUUUACCAGAAGAAAUCUCAAAGACCAGAGAGAAGGACCUUCCAGGUGAAGAUGGACACCAGACAAGUUAUAUGGUUUAGAACCCCAGAGAAGGUGGAAGGAGACAUUGAUAUCAGAGAGAUUAAGGAGAUUCGUCUGGGGAAGAACUCGCGGGACUUUGAGAGGUACCCUGAAGAUGCCCGCAAGCUGGAUGCCACGUUAUGCUUCAUCAUUCUCUACGGGGCGGACUUCAGGCUGAAGACACUCAGUGUUGCUGCUUUCAGCGAGGAGGAGGUGAAUCUGUGGAUUAGCGGUUUGAACUGGGUCGUGUCAGAUACACAUAAGGCUCCAGGUCCUCUCCAAGCGGACAGAUGGCUGCGGAAGCAGUUUGACGCCAUGGACAGAGGCAAAGAUGGCAGCGUCACUCUGAAGGAUCUGAAAGGUCUGCUACCUCAGGUUAAUUACCGUGUGCCUAACAUGAGAUUUCUACGUGACAAGCUGCUGGAAAUCGAAGCCCGGUCAGAGCUGAGUUUCCUGCACUUUGUCCUGUUCUAUAAGAACCUGAUGUUUGAGUCUCAGAAAUCAAUCAUUGAGCAGCUCGAGUUGUCGUUUCCAUUACGAAAUGUUGACCGACCCUCUUUAUGUCAGAUCUCGCUCUAUGACUUCCAGAGAUUCCUUCAGUUUGACCAGAAGGAACCCUGGGCAAGUGACCUAACUAAAGUACGAGAAUAUCUAUGCACUUAUCUGAAGGAUACUGACGUGGAAAUGUCUGAGCCAGUUCUGCAGCUUGAUGAGUUCCUGACGUAUCUUUUCUCCAAAGAAAACCAGAUCAUGGACUUCAAGUAUGGCCGCGUGGACUCCGAGGAGAUGAACUAUCCGCUCUCCCAAUACUGGAUCUCAUCAUCACACAAUACAUAUCUGACCGGUGACCAGUUCUCCAGCGAAUCUUCUCUGGAAGCGUACGCCCGCUGUCUCCGCAUGGGCUGCCGCUGCAUUGAGUUGGAUUGCUGGGAUGGACCCGAUGACCUACCGAUCAUCUACCACGGGCACACGCUGACCUCCAAGAUAAAGUUUCUAGAUGUUUUGUGUACGAUUAAGGAGAAUGCGUUUGUAACGUCAGAGUACCCCGUCAUUCUGUCCAUCGAGGAUCAUUGCAGUGUGCUCCAGCAGAGAAACAUGGCCUUUUACUUUAAGAAGGUGUUUGGGGACAUGUUGCUGACCAAACCAGUGGAUAUAAAUGCGGACGAGCUGCCGUCUCCCAAUCAGCUCAGGAAAAAGAUUCUCAUCAAGCACAAGAAAUUGGUUGAAGGGAACCUUUAUGAGGAGGUCUCCACAGCCAGCUACUCUGAGAACGACAUCAGUAAUUCCAUUAAGAAUGGUAUCCUCUACCUGGAAGACCCUAUUGAUCAUACCUGGAGCCCUCAUUACUUUGUUCUAACAAGCAACAAGAUAUAUUAUUCUGAGGAGACAUCGCGGUACCAGUCCAACGAGGAUGAAGAUGAAGCAGAACCAAAAGAGGAGUUUAAUAACAAUGAACUACACUUUAGUGAGAAAUGGUUCCACGGGAAGCUUGGCGGGGGGCGUGAUGGACGCCAGAUUGCAGAAAAGCUGCUACAUGAAUACUGUACAGAGACUGGAGGGAAAGAUGGCACUUUCCUAGUGCGUGAGAGCGAGACCUUUGUAGGUGAUUAUACAUUAUCAUUCUGGCGCUCUAGCAGGGUUCAGCACUGCCGGAUUCACUCUCGACAAGAAGCUGGUAACACCAAAUUCUACCUGACUGAUAACCUGGUGUUUGAUAGUCUGUACAGCCUGAUCUGUCACUACCGGGAGGUCCCUCUGCGCUGCAACGAGUUUGAGAUGCGUCUUACUGAUCCGGUGCCUCAGCCCAAUGCACACGAGAGCAAAGAGUGGUAUCAUGCCAACCUCACCCGCCUGCAGGCCGAGCACAUGCUCAUGAGGGUCCCGCGUGAUGGCGCCUUCCUAGUGCGCAAGAGAAGCGAACCAAACUCAUUUGCCAUUUCCUUCAGGGCGGAGGGGAAGAUCAAACACUGUCAGAUUCAGCUGGAAGGCCGCCUCUUUAUGCUGGGGAGCUCCGCUGAAUUCGAGAGCCUCGUAGACCUCGUCAGUUACUAUGAAACACACCCUCUGUAUCGCAAGAUGAAGCUGCGAUAUCCCAUCAACGAGGAAGCCUUGGAGAAAAUGGGGACCGCCGAACUGGACUAUGGCGCUCUGUACGAAGUACGAACCCCCCACCUCUAUGUAGAAGCUAAUAAGAUGCCCACCUCCAGGAGUAUGGUGAAGGCCUUAUACGACUACAAGGCCCAGCGUGAGGAUGAAUUGUCGUUCUGCAAACAAGCCAUUAUUCACAACGUGGACAAACAAGAUGGAGGCUGGUGGCGAGGCGACUACGGGGGUAAGAAGCAACUUUGGUUUCCUGCAAAUUACGUGGAGGAGGUUAACAGCAUUAUGACGCCAGAUCAGGAUGAGGCUUCGUUAUUUUUUGGCCAGUCGGCAGAGAAUAGCCCCCUGGGGAACUUUCUGAAAGGAUUUAUUGAUGUUCCUUCCUGCCACGUGGUCCUUUCUAAGGAAGGAAGAAGCUCCAGACCCUACGUUUUCACCAUCCACUCCCAGCAGAUGUCCCACCCGUCACAGGCGCUGGAUGUGGCAGCUGACACGCUAGAGGAGCUCAAUGACUGGAUUUCAAAGAUCAGGGAGGCCACGCAGAACGCAGACGCCAGGAUGCAGGAAGGUAAAAUCAUGGAACGGAGGAAGAAAAUUGCUCUGGAGCUGUCGGAGCUGGUGGUGUACUGUCGCCCUGUACCCUUCGAUGAAGAAAAGAUUGGCACAGAAAAGGCUUGCUACCGAGACAUGUCCUCAUUCCCUGAGACCAAGGCAGAAAAGUACGCCAACCGCAGCAAGGGCAAGAAAUUCCUUCAGUAUAAUCGGCGUCAGCUGAGCCGAGUCUACCCCAAGGGUCAGCGACUGGACUCUUCCAACUACGACCCACUGCCCAUGUGGAUCUGUGGCAGCCAACUGGUGGCUUUAAACUUCCAGACCCCAGACAAACCGAUGCAGCUGAACCAAUCCCUGUUCAUGCUUGGUGGACAGAGUGGGUACGUCCUCCAGCCGGAUAUUAUGAGGGACGAGCUGUUUGACCCCUUUGAUAAAAACAGCCUUAAAAUCAUUGAACCCAUUACGAUACAGAUCCAGAUCCUUGGGGCCAGGCACCUCCCUAAAAAUGGCCGGAGUAUCGUGUGCCCGUUUGUGGAAGUUGAAGUUUGUGGCUCCGAGUUUGACAACAGCAAAAACAAAUGUGAUGUUGUAGCGGAUAAUGGUCUGAAUCCUGUGUGGAUGAUGAAGGAAUUCGUAUUUGAUAUUAAUAAUCCUGAAUUCUCAUUCCUGCGCUUUGUGGUGUACGAGGAGGACAUGUUUAGCGACCCCAACUUUCUGGCCCAGGCAACGUUCCCCAUUAAAGGUCUUAAAACAGGUUACCGCUCGGUGCCCCUAAAGAACAGCUACAGUGAGGAUCUGGAGCUCGCCGCCAUGCUGGUGCACAUAGAGAUUGUUAAUGCAAAGGAAGAAGAUGAUGAGAAUCUGUACACCUCAAUACAGCAGCUCCGAGACCGAGCCAGCGAGCUAUCCAGCCAAGUGUCCAGCUACGAGCGUGCCAAUAAUCGUGACUCUCGUUAUCAGCAGCGACUGGAUGAACUGCGAGCUGCGCAGGAACAACUGCUGGAGCUCACAGAAGUGCGCAACAGAAAAUUAAUAGAAAAGAAGAAACGAGAACGGCAGCUAGUGAACAGGCGGAACUGAGAUCUGAUUCUAUGUGGCGGUCCCCAUAUCCCCCCAUCCUCCUCUGCUUACUGCUGCAACAGAUUCUUUGGAGUACUGUCACUUUAACGUCCUUCUCCUCCUCUGACUGUGUGUAUGCAUAUAAUGUAAUACCUGUUAUACAGCUAAUAUAUUACAUGCAUGUAUUGGGUCUGCAUACCGCAUUGUACAUGUAUGUGAGUACAGGAAGAAGACUCACACUAAAGGCUCGGUUCCAGUUAGACGCGGUAUUGCAUCUCGGGCACAGAAACACAGAGUUAAUCUGCCGCCUUUUCUAUAUUGUUACAGAUUAUGUGGAGUGCAGCGAGAUGUGUUCUACGGAUUAUUAUUUUCUAUGUCCUUUUCGGAGUUAGUUGGAUAUUUUGCUCUAACUUUGCAAAGCCCUUAAAAUAUAUAAACAAAAGAAUCUAUGUAUUACAAAAUAUAUAAAUAAAGUAUAUAUUUAAUUAUUAAACAACACAGGGCAUUGUUGUUAAAUGACUAAGCGCUAUAAGAGCUCUAUAGAACUGCACUUUAAUCCCUUCGAUUGACGUGAUGGAGAUUUUUAUGUGCCUUCCUGGGACCAGCAACCUUAACCAAGCUAUCUGCUAUGGACUGCAACUCCCAUCAGGCUUUUGGCUGGGAUUCAGGGCAUCAUUUAUUUUUAGCGAGUUGUGUCAGAGGGACCCAACAGGUUAUUAUAGUUAGCGUGAGUGCUCAAGUUCCCUUACUGGCUAGCCCAACCUAAGGCCAGUAGUGGCCAAAAUGAACUACAUAUCAGUAGUUCGGAACUCCUUAAUGGUGACUCCACAUUGGUUCCUCAUUCUAUAUGGACAGACACAUCAUAUUUCUCAGUGCCAGUAAAAUAAACCAUAUUCUGCAGCAGUAAAACCUCUGGACAACCUUUCGUGUUGGGAAGAGUCUACUGAAAUGAUAUAUUCUGUUAUAUAAUGUAUUGUAUUGAAAGACUGCGUCACAGAGCUAGUUUUACAACUGAAGAACGGCAUGUUGGUGUAUGUGUAUAAAUAUAUAUAUAAAAUGAUAAUACAAAAUGUUAUAUUAUUAAAGGGAUCCUGUAAGCCUUAUAUAUUACAUAUGUGUUAAGGUUAUGUGUCCUAGAGUCUCUGAUAAAAACUGAGGCUCUCCAUGGCACCUGGAGAAUGUCUCCUCCUUAAGCAUGUGGUUAAUGUGGAAUUAAAGGAACACUCUACGGUCAGGAGUAUAAACAUGUAUUCCUUACCCUAACGUUUUAAAACAACCAUCUAACCCCCUGCCCCCCUUGCCCCUGUAAAUAUAGCAAAAUCUUACCUUUGUUCUUGUCUGUUGCCUCUGGCUCUGCCCCUGAUCGGCCUGCUUGUCUGACAUCAUCAGAAGUAGUGAUCAAAGCCAAUCACAAUGCUUUCCCAUCGGAAAGCAUUGGGUUGUCUGAGAAUGUCAAGGAGGCAGAUCAGGGGCAGAGCUUAGGAAGCCCCUCUAGUAGCCCUCUGAGGAGUGGCCAAUGCAGUUAUCAUUAGACUGUAAUGUAAACACUGCAUUUUCUCUGAAAAUACAGUGUCUAUUGAAAAAGCCUGAAGGGACUGAUUAUACUCACCAGAACAAAUACAAUAAGCUGCAGUUGUUCUGGUGACUACAUUGUCCCUUUAAUUUCAGUUUCAUCCAAAUAGGACAGCAUUGGGCUGAACCAGCUGCAGCCAGUCAGUUCCCAGGACUCUCAGCCAGCACACUCCAGGCAUAAAGAGCAACGGGUGACAUUUCAACUUCCCACACAUCAACUCCGAGCCUUAUGUUACAAUUACCAGAUGAUCUAGUGACAGACAGACAGUCCCAGCUUAGCAAACAUGGACAGACAGACAGUCGCAGUUCAUUCACGUCAAUGAGAUCUCUCCGCAGCUUCUAUUGCAACAAAUAAACAGAACAUGACCCUAUGCAUGAAUACCAUGACUGUACUGCACAUUUACUACAAUUAAAUAUCGAAUUACCGGCGAUAAUACGUCU
Messenger RNA from Pelobates fuscus (common spadefoot toad), 7256 nucleotides. Its product is annotated as 1-phosphatidylinositol 4,5-bisphosphate phosphodiesterase gamma-1-like. Gene Ontology annotation, biological process: phospholipid catabolic process; positive regulation of epithelial cell migration; release of sequestered calcium ion into cytosol. Bases 1359 to 5264 code for a protein of 1301 amino acids. Gene Ontology annotation, molecular function: calcium ion binding; protein binding; phosphatidylinositol-4,5-bisphosphate phospholipase C activity. The transcript is spliced from 32 exons. Lineage: Eukaryota; Metazoa; Chordata; Amphibia; Anura; Pelobatidae. The record is from RefSeq and is a predicted model, not a curated record.